Molecule: messenger RNA, 835 nt
Organism: Centruroides sculpturatus (bark scorpion)
Lineage: Eukaryota; Metazoa; Arthropoda; Arachnida; Scorpiones; Buthidae
Product: epididymal secretory protein E1-like
Exons: 4
Coding region: 154-597 (147 amino acids)
Biological process (GO): intracellular cholesterol transport
Molecular function (GO): sterol binding
Source: RefSeq, a predicted model, not a curated record
UCGUAGUCGAUAACACUACCAAUAAACUCAUGUUUUGAUAUAGAAAUCGAAGCUAAAUGGUGGUUUUAGGAGUCGAUUUUAACAUAAAUAUUAAGUUAUUUUAACAUAUCUUCACUUUAUUUUAUAUAAUCGAAGAAAAAAAAAAGCGUGAAAAUGAAUGCUUUGAUUAUUACCCUUGGCGCUCUUCUGUUAAACGUCGCAACUGCUACUGUUUACACAGCAUGUUCAUCAGAAUAUGGAGAAGUCCAGUCUGUAACAGUUACUAAUUGUGAUGCAUCACCUUGCAUCUUGAAAGUUAACACUAAACCAGAAAUCUCCAUAACUUUUAAAUCACAUAUUGACAGCAAAGAUUUGAAGGUCAGAAUUUAUGGUGUCAUUGGUGGUGUUCCUUUACCAUUUCCUGGUCCUCAGGGAAGUGCAUGUGAAGGUUCUGGAAUUACUUGUCCUUUAAAGAAAGAUGAAGUCUACACUUACAGAAAUUCCAUUGAUGUUAAGGACAGCUAUCCAAGGAUACCUGUAACUGUAAAAUACACACUGGUGGACGAGAAUAGUAAUUCGGUGGUCUGUGUGGAAAUCCCAUCCAAAAUUGAAGCCUAGAUUAUGGACUUACACUUGAUAUUCAUUUAACAAUGAAUAUUUUGUGAAAAUAUAUCAAGUAAUUGUUUUCACGGGCAUUUUUUUAUUUCUUUAUUACAAAUGCAGGGAAUAAACUGUUUUUAAAGUUAAAUGUUUCGAUGCAAUGGAUAUUUUUCUUACGAAACCAUUUUCUAUCGAAGCUGUUUUCUUUUCGGAAAGAUAUUGUAAUUUAAAAUAAAGACUUCUCAUUUUAAACAAA